GACAAAAAAGUAUGUGGAAGGAGGAUGGGAUGCGCUUUCGUUCCCGGCGGUCCCCCGUUCUUGGUCGUCAUGGCAUGGUGGCGACAUCCCAGCCCCUGGCCUCGCAGGCGGGCCUCGAGGUCCUGAAGGCGGGGGGAAACGCCGUGGACGCCGCCAUUGCCGUGGCUGCCGUCCUGAAUGUGACGGAGCCGUGUUCGACGGGCCUUGGCGGGGACUGUUUCAUGCUGUAUUACGAGGCGGCAACGAAAAAAGUGCACGGCCUGAAUGGGAGCGGUCGAAGCCCGCGGGCCCUGACACUGGAGCGAGCCCGGGCGGAGGCGCGGAAGACGGGCACCAGUGAAGAGGACGACGAGAUGGAUCCUACGCACGUUCAUUCUGUCACGGUGCCGGGGACGGCUGCAGGAUGGGCCGACAGCCUGGAACGCUUCGGCUCGGGCGGGGCCUUCACCCUCUCCCGUGUGCUCGCCCCCGCCGUCCGCCUGGCCGACGAAGGCUUCCCUGUGGG
Molecule: messenger RNA, 505 nt
Organism: Nannochloropsis gaditana CCMP526
Exons: 1
Source: RefSeq, a predicted model, not a curated record